AUGCAUUCGCUUGCUCUGCACAUGGAGACUCUGUAUCGUAUUGACUGUGAUGCGCAUCACAGCGUAGCCGUAGCCGUAGCCUACCUACCUGCUUACAACUGCUGCAAGCCCCGAGAGUUCACACGCAUAUGCGCAUGGGAAACUAGGAUAGCAAUGUCACACCGACUUACUUUGCAGUUCUGGUUUGUCAGGUCAGGGGGACGCAUGAAAUUCGGUGUCGUACAAUCCGUGGUUGCAUAUUCCAAAAGAAAGGAUGAAUGUCAAGUCAGAGAGGCACAGCAGAGCACGACAGCGGACAGCGGACAGCGGGCGGACGGGACAGCCCUCCGGGCUGAAGAUGGGAUCCACAAUGUUGGGUUCGGGGUUCCAUUCUGGUAUGACAGACCGGCUGCCCUACUUGCCCUACUGUAUUACGGUAUCAGAAAAUCCUCGAGGGACAUGUUCCUUCGUACUAUGUUGGUAGCUAUACGUGCGCGCUGCGAGGGCAUUAACCAGUUGGGAUUCUACAUACUAGUCCCAGGUCCCUGGUCUGUACUUUACAAGGUCCAAUCACUUCUGUUAUUAUGGAUGAUGCUGUUGGGUUCAACGGGCGGCCAGUCAUCGGCUAAAUUGGAGGCUGCAUAUGGUGACCUGGGACUGGCAGCCUGGCAGCCUGGGCACUCAGUUGCAUCAUUUCCUCUCGACUGGUUGCUAGCUGAAUUCGAGGGACUUUUUGAGAUUGCACGUCCAAAAGAGUCUACUACUACUACUACUACUACUACUACGUAA
Fusarium pseudograminearum CS3096 is the source of this 768-nucleotide messenger RNA. RefSeq lists its product as uncharacterized. The coding region runs from base 1 to 768 and encodes 255 amino acids. The transcript is spliced from 12 exons. The record is from RefSeq and is a predicted model, not a curated record. NCBI's taxonomy places the organism in Eukaryota, Fungi, Ascomycota, Sordariomycetes, Hypocreales, Nectriaceae.